AUGGACAGCACGUCCAUUAUAACGCAGGUUACAAGGGACGAUGAGUCUGUGGAGGUGAACCCGUAUAAUCAAGUCAAGUGUGAGUAGAGGCUUCCACUCUCACUGCAUUGCUCAUUUGUCAUAGCCAUCGUCACGGCGCGAAUUUUGUGAGGCGCUUAGAGCGAUACCGGCUAAAUUUCAGCGGUUGAGAUGAUUCUUAAGCACAUUAUUUCAAACUUUCUUACAGCUUGUUUGCUUGGGAAUCUCCGAUUGCGGUCAUUGAGUUAAUGAAAGUGCUGUUAACAUUUGUAUUUUAAUUGUCAGCUCCCGCUUGGUUAAUACGUUUGAUAUUUUGCUAUUCUUGUCUCCUUGCACGUUCACUCAGUUCACUAACUUUUUUUGGUGACUUACAGUACCUGGUUCAAUCUCCAAAAAGCCGAGGAGUCGGAACAUAUUUUCUUCGUUUUUCUGCUGUUUUGGCGCCCAAUCGACAGCUGCUGGAAGUCCGUGUACAACUGUUUCGCACUCCAAUCACAACCACAACCACAAUGAUAAUUCGAUCACCGAAGACAAGACUGAUUCGAAGGUUGGUAUUUCCGUACGUCGAGGUUACUUGCCAGGUGUUUAACUGUAGUUUUGAUGAUCUACUGUUCACAUAACUCUAUAUUUCAGCUUAGAAAGAGGUUUUGUUUAUUGGGGUCUGGAUCUCUGUCCAUUAAUUUUUAAAAUCUUCACUUUAAUUUAUCCCAGGAAUGCACACACGCAGUAUCCUUUGUUUUCAUUAAGCUGAGAGCAAACUGUUUCUCUAAGGCUUCAGUUCUUUCCCUUGGUAGCUCGAAUUGCUGUGGAAAGAGCUUCUUUCCAGCUCUUUCCAAAGUAGUAAAAAUUCGAUUUUCGAGUUUGUCGUUGAUCAUAGCUUGCACGCCGGGCGUUUCGUGAUCUCACCAUCCAAAAACUGUCAAUUUCAUUGACGAAACGGACACCUCGCGACGGUUUCUUUCACGGUAGAACGUUUUACUCAGUGACGCUUAUGGUUUUGCAGCUCUCGGAGAUCGAUGUUGCAGAGCUUGUUUCUUGAGAAUUAAAAAUUACUAUAUGGUACAGCAAUAUAAAAAAGAUACCAAUUAAUUCGGUUCAAGGAAGAGAAGUGAUCACUCCGGUUGGUUCCUUGUUGGUGUAAAUUAAUUUCUGCAUGUUUGCUGCAAAAGGAAAUACCCUAUAUUGCUCUUUCUAACGAAUAUUUGACUUAUAAAUUAUAUAAGAUCAGCCGCGUUUUAGCUUGUUUUACAAUAUGUAACUACUUGUACGUUAAUAAUUUGUGUAUAGUUAUCCCAGGGUAGCAAAACUAUACACUGAUCACGAGUCUUGAAAAACUACCUUGUAAAUAUCGCCUCUGUUUGAUGAUUUCGAAGUUGAUAACUUUGGUUGUUAUCAUAUUGAUCAACUUUCUUUCUUGGCAAAGAGUUGAUCAUAAAUAUGCCUUGUACAGUGGUAUUUCCUUUGCAUAACUCUUAAAAUUUGACAGUUGAAUAUUGUCCUAAGCAUUAACAAACUCUUAAAACAGCUCAUAGUUAGCAAAGGAUAAGUUACAUAUUGCAUAUUUUUUUUGUUUUAUUUCUGGUAUCUACCCAUACAAAUUUUAUUUGAAUCUUAAGAGGUGUUAAAGAUAGUUAGAGCUGUAUUAUGUAAUGCAUCAAACAAGUCAUCUGAAAGGGUGUUUCAUCUGAGCAGACAGGGUUGAUUAAAUAGAUCUUUGCAACAACUUAUUUGAAUCAAACUCAUUGUCUGAAUAUAUAAAUAUAGAUGAAAACUCUUAUGAGAGUUUGAUAUGAUAAAACUUAAAAUUAUCAAUAAUCAUUAAGUAAAUAUUGUUUUGAAACUUUUGUCAUAAUUAGGGUUAUUUUUGCUUUGCUUGAAAUCUCCUUAUGAAUCAUUAAUGAACUUAAAACAAUAUCUUUACUUUGUAUUUAUAAAAACAAUCAAUAAAAUUAUUACGACUGGUUUUUGAUUUGUUGGGAAGAGCCUAAAAGGUUACUCUCACUUUAAAAUGGCUGAAUAACUUUUAUAAAUCAUACUGUAAAAUUCCAAAAAUAAGCCCCUUCGUUUUAUAAGUCCCCCAGACCGGUAAUGCAAAAAACCCUCCGUUAAAUCGCCCCUCCAAUUAAUGUAAGCCCCCUGAGGGCUUGUACUUGGAAUAUUGCCCUUAAAUACAAAGUAAAACAAAGCAAAAACGGUAAAUUUACCUUCAACUGUAAGGCUGGCCCAGUUGAUUUUGAAAUGCAAAUUUCCCUCCAUAGAGAAGCCCCUCCAAAAAUAAGCCCCUCAAAAAGGGCCUUUGAAAAAUAUAAGCCCCGGGCCUUACUUUUGGAAUUUUACAGUAUUAUCAAACUUAAUGUAAACAUUAUUAGCAAGAGCCUUAAAAUCUCUCACUUGAAAAAAGUUAAAUAAUGUUAGACAAUGCUAAUUUUAGUGACAUGAUUUAAUAGUUCAGGACUAAGGAAAGCGAAGUAUUACUGACUGUAUUAUUGUGAAUUUCUUUCUGUUUUGCAGCCCUGUAAAUAUCUCCUUCCUGCUGUCAGACACCAGGAUAUGCAUAAGAAAUGUGUAGUUAUAGACCUUGAUGAAACACUAGUACAUAGCUCAUUUAAGGUACAGUCAUGGCUUUGAUAAAGUAAUGAUAGUAGUAGUGAAUGUCAAAAAAGCAAUCAACAUCCAUGACCCGUGGGCCUGGGUCCCCCUUAUUUUUAGACCAAACUGAGGCACAAAGGCCCCCCCCCCCCUUACCUUAGGGUCUGGAUGACCAUCCACCUCCUUAUCUCAAGUUCUGGAUCUGGCACUGAAAUUCUCCAAACUAAUCUUGAAACAUUUCCUUGAAGAAGUAGUUGAGAGAAUUUGAUGAAAGACCAAAGCAUUUCCCUUUGGUGAUCUUUUUUUAUUCUCGUAACCUUUUUGCUUGAGGAUGUUUUGAUGUUGUCGGGAGAAAAUUGAUGUUGGUCACUUUGGGGACUUAAUGGGUUACUUAAUCCUUAAACUUUUAAUGGGACUUAAAACAUUUUCCCCAAAAUUCAUUUUUAAACUAAAUAUACAGGAAUAUUCAUCAAAAUGGCACCAAAAAAAUAUUUUCCCCAAAAUUUAUUUUUUGUUGUUAAAAUCCUUUAUUGAUGCAUUUCAAAUAUUGCAUAUGCUGACAAAAGGAUAUGAUUCAUCAAAAUGUGCACACCAUUCCAGUCGUAACAAUGGUAAAAAAAAUAUGAAUUUUCAAAGAGGCAGUGACGCAUCAUCAGUAUCAAAUUUCUGCAAUCAUUCCUCAGGCAUCAUUUUGAGGAACCAGAGGUGACAUGGCAAAAUGGUGGCUGUUUUGUCAGGCCACUGAGUCAAGUAAUAAAAACAUCUUGAAAAAUUCAAAAAAAUGUUUUUUUCGCCCCCAGCCUCUCAAACACAAAUGGUUACUGUCCAGCGAAGUAAUGUCAGUAAGUGACUGAGUCUUGGUCAUGGAUUUCAUGAAGAGUAUUCUUUGUUUUAUUGCAGCCUGUUCAUAAUGCAGAUUUUAUUGUCCCUGUUGAGAUCGAUGGCACAAUACACCAGGUAUUAUCAAAUGAAAUGGAGUAGAGUGUUAUUCUUAUUGUUUUUCUAAUUUGCACAGCACCAACAUUUUCUACUCUUAGUCUGGUCCUGUCGUGAGACCUUUAGACUUCACGGACCCUUUCCUCAAUAUGGUGGGCGUUCCAAGAAGUACAGACUUUGCAAAUUCUGACCCUAUUUGGAAUUCCAGUUUCCCUCAAGUGCCCUUUUAAGUUCUUCAGUAUCACUCCUGUAGUUAUUAUUAUUAUUAUUAUUAUUAAUUAUUACACAUUUUUUGGGCAACCUCAAAACAAGCAUUUGUUUGUUUGACUUUCAGGUGUAUGUGUUAAAACGGCCCCAUGUGGAUGAAUUUUUACAAAGAGUUGGCGAGCUGUUUGAAUGUGUUUUAUUCACGGCCAGCUUAUCAAAGGUUUGUUGGACUUUCUUUGUGUUUUUGGAGGUUUUUGUUGGAUUUGCUUAGAUCAACAAGCAAAAUCCUAGGAAUACAUUGUACUAAUUUUUCCCUGCAAAUAAUUGUCUGAAAGUCAGUGCUGCAGUAAGAUGCAAUGUUUUUCAGUUUGGCCACUAGUGCUUCCUUGACUCUUAUUAAGAGCUGUUUUUACAUUGUAGAUUAACUGAGUUACACUGUAAAGACUUUCUUCCUCCCUGGUUACAAAGUUUGCUUUCAAAACAAUGUUUGACACUGAAGUUGCAUCAGGAGAAACAUUGUGUCCACAACAUUAUUUUUUCCUAUUUUAGUCAGGUCCUCAGUGUAAUUAUUAAUGUUUUCAUGUUGCUUUUUUUUAUCAGUAUGCUGACCCAGUUGCAGACUUGCUGGACAAGUGGGGGACAUUCCGUGCAAGACUUUUUAGAGAGUCUUGUGUAUUUCACAGAGGAAACUAUGUUAAGGUACAUUACAGCAGGGUGUUGUUUAAGGCACAUCAAGCUUAUAGAUAUGAUAGAGUAAAAUCACUUGUUUCUUUUGUGCCAUUGACAGGGUUCGCACUACUCCUGGAAUUCCAUGAAAACUCCUGGAUUUUUGAAAUUUUUUUCCAGGGCCCUGGAAAAUUCCUUGAAAAUUCAAUUUUGGCAUCAACUCCUGGAAAACUCCUUGAAUUUAUCUAUUAAUCUUAGUUGUAGGAUUAAAAAUGAAUGAGAAAGUUAUGAAACGUUUCUCUACAGACACUUUCACAAGUAACUUGUUCUAAAGAAAAUUGAUGUGAAAUUUACAACUUUGGGGUCUGGAUUUUUUUGUUUAUACCCUGGAAAACACCUGGAAUUCCAUUAUCUACAGGUAGUACGAACCCUGCAUUAAUAAUAAGCAAUUUUGCAUAAGCAUAUAUGCCAUCAUGGCAGAUGGCCACAUUUACCAGCCUUCCCACCAUUGACGCUAAAAUUUGCGACUAUAUGGCUGCAAUUAUUACUUUUGAACAGGUAAAAACCUUUUAAUUAAAGCAGGAGCAUGCCUCUGUAAAUCCAAAACUGUUACCUUCUAAUUGGAACCUAACUUGUCGAGGGAGCUAACAAGAAAGCCAACUGGUUCAUUUAGCUUGCAAAUUAUUUUCACUAAAUUUAAUUAAUAAUCUCUUACUUUGUUCCUCUAUAAGAUUGUACACUCAACCUUUUACUACAUCAAUAAAAGCACAGUUAGACUACUCUUAUUCUUAUAUAAGGUAUCUUAUAUAUUCUGAUAAAUUAAUGGGUAAUUGAUCUCAAUAGACAAAAAGCAAAAAUAUUUAUAUGUUUUAUAUUUGUGUAGAGAGUGAGUCGCAAUGUGUUUAAUACAACGAGUUUAAUAGACUUUUAAACUUAAGUUACAAAUUUAAUAGAAAUGAACACAACCUGCAGAUAAUUAUAGUAAGUCAAUAUAUAUAAACUGAAAAGCUGGGUUUUAGAUUACUAUGAACAAAAAAUGCACUUUCAAUAAAUUAUAUUAGUACUACGCAUUGUAACAGAUUGUUGGUUAUCUAUUAGGAUUUGAGCAAACUGGGAAGAGAUUUAAAGCAUGUUUUAAUUGUGGAUAAUUCACCAGCAUCAUACAGUUUUCACCCAGAGAAUGCGGUAAGGAUCAAGUUCGGUUGAAAACGUGAAUACACUUUUCUUUGUAUAGAAGGAGAAAUACAGUCACACAUCCAUCUGCAACUGCCAUUAGUAAGCAACCACAACCCAUAAGCAACCACCAAUCAAAAACACUAAACCUUUCCCAGUCAAAACUUUACAGUUGGAACCUCUUGUAAGCAAUCACCUCUUCUAAACGACUGUGACCAUCACUUUUUGCGGAUGACGAAAUUAGUCAUUUUGCUAUUGUUUUUAACCCCGUGUAGCCGACUGCUUCACUCAUGGUCUAAUCUCUAUGUUCGCUCUAUGUUACUUAAAGUACUGGUAUACAAAGAUCUUGUAAUGACAACAUGGAAGUCAGCACAUAUUGUAACUUAGAAAUUAUUGGGACCACUAUGUUUCCACAUUUUGUUUAGUUGCUUACGGGAGAUGCAACUGCAUAUACCAGUAUGUUACUUUUUGGGACUUUGCCCACAGCUUCAAGGGCAUUUGCCACACCAUAUCUCUGACACUUUUAAUGGGUUUAAUAAUGUCAUCUUUUUCCUUCUACACAGGUCCCAGUUGUGUCUUGGUUUGAUGACUUUUCAGACAUAGAGCUUUUAGAGUUGAUACCCCUUCUGGAGAAGUUAAAUGAAGUUGAUGACGUGUGUGCAUUUUUGAGAAAUGACAACGUGAAUACUUUGAAGACAAGGUGCCAUCCUUUUGACACCAGCUGAUUCACAGUAAAUCAUUUUAUAGACAAUUUUCAUUCCUUUUUGAAAGUUUUUUUUUUCCAAUCGUGCACAAUGCCUUGAGUAGUGAAAUAAUGGUUGUUAUUCUUCUACGAAGUCGACAAUGCAUUUUUUUUGAAGUAGGAAUUUUCACCAAAUGCUGGGAUGCCCAGCCCAGUUGUACAGUAGAUCUGGCUCUAGUUGCAUCGUUCAAAAGGUGAAUAUUACUCUAUCCACUGCAUGAAGUGGAUAACUCCAUAUUGGUUUCCCUAAAAGUUGUCCGCCGGAUAGUGAUUUAUCUGGUGGAUAGCAUUAUCCAGUGUUUGGGCCCAAUUAUGAUAAAUAUUGGCACGCAUUGUGCAUUCACAGGAAAGCUGUGCAGCUAAAAAACUUCAGAAAACUUUUGGCACCAUCAGUCAGUUGGAAUGUGUGAAAACUGCUGAUUUUCUGGUAAUAGCCUCUCAGACAAAGAGAUUAGACUAUCAGAUGUACCGUAAAAUUUAACUGCUGCUGAUAAACCUUGCAUGGGCUUAUACAUCUUUGUAAGGGGUCUUAGGAGGGCUUUUAUGUGGGGGGGACUUACAACUGAAAUAGAGCUAUAGCAUUGCUGAUCAAAAUAAUAUAUUUUGCAUUUGCUGGUGUUUUAAGCUACAAAACAUCAUAAUAAAUCAAAUUCAAUUUCGAUACAUUUGGCUUAUAUCCAGAGAGAAGGGGCUUGUAAAUGGGGAAGAGAGGCUAUAGGCGGCAGUUUACAGUAUAUUCCACUGACAAAUCUUCCCAUUUAUUUUUAACAAUCUCAAAUGGGCCAUGUUUGAUUGAGUUAAUUUUUGUGCCAAAAAGACCUUUUAGUGACAGCCCUAGAAACUUGGCUCAUCAGAUAAGCUUCGCAGUUCACUGAAAUUGUACAGAUAAUUUUGAAUUUCACAGUGCAGCUUGCUUGCUAAUUUUCUUGGGAAACAUCAUCAUUAAAAAGAGUUUUCCACAAUUGUCUUUAGUUAGUAAGAAACAACGUACUCUUGAAUGGGAGAAUUCAAGUAGUUGCAAUUUUUAAGGUACUCAUGUAGUUUCUUGGUGUUGGGGAAGGGUGAUUAUCUCCAAAUGAUGGAAAACAAAACAUUGAAAAGACACUUAACAAAUCGACCACACUUUUCCAUGGUCCACACUCUUAUAGACCAUAGAAAUGAUGUCAUAAAAUGUUCAAAACUCAAGAAGAACCACGAGCUGCAGUCGAGUAGUUUCACUGCAAAAUUUUGAACGUUUUAUGGCAUCAUUUCUAUUGUCUAUGGAAAACCAUGGAAAGUGGGGGUCGAUUUGUUUUUUACAAUAACAUUUAUUUUUAUGAAAAACCAAAAACAAAACAACCGGCACUGCAUUAUUUACGUCAUUUCCAUGGUCUAUACUCUCAUAGACCAUAGCUCUCGACUAAUCAGCGUGCGAGGAUUCGUUCAGUUAUUGUAAAAUGAACAAUAUACCCACACCCCAAAAAACAGCUAACCAACAACAAUUUCCACAACACCAAGAAACACCAAUUUUAAUGCACUGGUUAUAGGCAGUGCCUAUUACCUAUAAUCAACCAUGGACAACUAACUGUACCUUUAAAUAAGAAACUUUUUAUGAUCCUUUUUAGUUUGAUAUAUUUUUAUCUCAAUAGUAUGAUUGUAGUAUUUUUACUCAUAUGUACAUAGGAUUGUUGAAAUUUUGGACAACUUUUUAUUGCCUUCAAAUAUUAUAAAUAGCUACAGUGGUGUACUAGCAACAAAAUAGUGGUUUCUUAUCACUUUCAAUUUUAAAGCAAAUUAUCAGGGCCUGUAAUGAAUUUAUGUGGCAUCUGAGGGAGUGCGAACAUAACCAUAGUAUUCAGAAUUAUUAACCUUUUUGUAUUUUUAGUUUUUGCUGGAAAAAUACAGUAUUUUUUCACAAAAAUAGUGGCAGAGUCUUAUGUUUUUCAAUAAAAUUUUUAUGCCUCAUGCCACAGAAACUUUUGGCCUUAAAAACCCCCCACCAGGCCCAUCAGAAUGGCACUACAGUGUAUGAGGAUCAACCCUUCCACCACCCCUGAGAAUUUCUUAUGACUCAAUGAAAGUUGUAGCAUCAAUAUUAUUAAUAUUAUAUAAUAUAAUAAUAUUAUAUUAUUAUUAUUAUUAAUAUUCCCUUGAACUUGUAGGACUCUUUUAUUCAACAACAUAUAUAAACCAGAGAAUUUUUUUUAGCAAAAAGUGUUUUCUUGCAUCAGUGUGGUUGUGGUACAACGGGGUACAUAGUGUAUGUCCCUCCUAUUAGAAUCGGUCAAUUUAGGUUUUUGGGAAACUGCCCACCUACCCCUCCCCUAACUCAAUGUCCACAUUUGUGUCUCACUUGGGGCAAAAUCUUGGGUUAGGGGAGGGGUAGGUGAGCAGUUGAUCCCAGAAACCGAACUUGACCCCAAUUUAUUUUGUUACAUUAUGUUAAUACAAAGCAAAUUAAAGCAAAUCUUUGUACUUAAAAACACUUGCACAUAGAUUUUGUUGCUGUCCCUUGAACUAAGGAACAAAUCUUUUAAUUGGUUAUCACUGAUGAACAUAAUAAUUGUUUCAUGUAGGCUAUUCAUAUUAUUGACCACUCAAUUUUUAGUAUCUCCAAAAUAGUUUUAGAAAACAGUCUGAGACUACUGUACAAUCUAAACGAAUUAAAAAC
Messenger RNA from Porites lobata, 8981 nucleotides. NCBI's taxonomy places the organism in Eukaryota, Metazoa, Cnidaria, Anthozoa, Scleractinia, Poritidae. The record is from the annotation of a GenBank genome assembly.